Frankliniella occidentalis (western flower thrips) is the source of this 6100-nucleotide messenger RNA. RefSeq names its product BTB/POZ domain-containing protein 7. The record is from RefSeq and is a predicted model, not a curated record. Gene Ontology annotation, molecular function: protein binding. The transcript is spliced from 14 exons. The coding region runs from base 198 to 2915 and encodes 905 amino acids. Gene Ontology annotation, biological process: morphogenesis of a branching epithelium. NCBI's taxonomy places the organism in Eukaryota, Metazoa, Arthropoda, Insecta, Thysanoptera, Thripidae.
UUUCGGUCAACUAGUUCCGUCCUCAUCCCUCCCCUGCAACCACAAAUCCUAAAAUGUUGAGGAAACAUGGCGACUACACGGUAGCUGGUCUCUUCUGACCUAAUAUUUACCUUGCGAAAAUGUCUUGUCUGUUUUCCGGCCAGUCGAAAUGAAAGCUUCAUUUGACGUGAAAAUGUAUUCUACCUCUGGUGUAACGUAUGUGUGAGAGGAUGGGUGCUUCGGCCUCCAACCCAGCUGGGGGGCUGGGUGGUCCUGGUGGCCCUAGUGGUCCAAUUGGCAGUAUAGGAAGUCAGAGUGGUCUUUGUGCUUCUGGAUCAUCAGGUGGUUCAACAGCUCAAGCCGCACGCCUGUCUUCAAAUCAAAGUCCAGGCCUUGUACCAUCUGGGACCAAUGACCAGCUAUGCUUAUUAGUCAGGGAACGGAAAAAGAAGGGUACUAGUUUUGCCACCCUCAGAAAGAAAUGGAUGAGAAAAAGGCGGUCCUCCAAAGCUUGUGAUCAUGGUCGAGUUCUCCGAGAGCUUGUUAGUGAUUGGGGUGCACUUGAACUUAGUGCUCUCCUGGAAGAAUAUGAAGCUUUAGCUGCUCUUAAGGAUCUCUGUGUUCAAGCAGAGUUAGCUCGGCCACCUGCUGCCACCUACAAACAAGAUUUGUCCACACUGUACGAUUUUAAGCACUGUACUGAUGUGGAUCUUGUCUUUCAUGGCAUUUGCUUUCCUGUUCAUCGAGCCAUACUCUCUGCUCGGUGUCCUUACUUUCGAGAUCUCUUAGCUGGCUACCCAGUUCACGGAGCUCGCAUCAGAGUUGAGCCCCGCACAGCAGGAGUUGAUGUGGAUAUGUUCUCAUCAUUAUUGCGUUAUCUGUAUACUGGGGAUUUGCGACCUCUUGAAGACAAUCCUGAAAGAAUUACUUUAUUACGAAGACUUGGCAACGAAUUCGGCACCUUAAACCCACUAGAACGGGACCUUAGAUAUCUUCUAGAAUCAGGGGACUAUGCUGAUGCUGCUCUAGUUUUCACAUCUGAUGGUGACUGUCGAAGACCAGAUUCUGGUAGUUCAGAGUAUGGAUUCCGACCCAAACUAGAGCUUCCCUGCCACAAAGCAUUACUUUCAGCGCGGUCACCUUUCUUUAGAAAUCUCAUACAAAGAAGAACUAGAUCUGGCGAAGAGCAUACUGAAAGAGCACUUCACAUACCUACCAGAAUUGUUUUGGAUGAAUUUGUGAUACCCAAGAGAUAUGCUCGAGUUCUUUUGCAUGCUAUAUACCUAGACACAGUAGAUCUCUCUCUUAUUUUGAGGGGAAGUGGAUGUGCUGGUAGUUCUGGCAGUUUGGGAGAGGUUCAGGCCUUGACUCAUACAGGUCGUACUAGACCAAGUGCUCUAGAGGAGGCUAUGGAGCUCUAUCAAAUGGGUCGCUUCCUAGAGCUUGAUAUUGUCACCCAAGGCUGUGAAGACCUCAUUCUGGAAUGGUUGACUUUGGAUGCACUGCCUGCUGUUUUGAAAUGGAGUAGCCAACCUCAUGGCUCUGCCUGGGUUCAUCGCCAAGCCCUUCACUUUUUAAGAGAGGAAUUUUCUCAAGUUGCCUCAAGCCUUGUAUUACAUCAGCUAGACAAAUUUCAUUUGAUUCAGGUGCUCCAGAGUGACUUUUUACAGGCAAGUGAAUUGGAAGUUCUGCAAGCUGUAUUAAAGUGGGGUGAACAGGAGCUUGUUCGCCGCAUGGAGGAUCGAGAACCAAAUCUUCUCAAUCAUACUGCCCAUUCAGUUGCUCGCAAAGGUGUUAAAAAGCGAGACCUUAGUGAUGUAGAACUUCGGGAAAUCCUGUGUGAGCUGCUUCCUUUAGUGAGAGUAGAUCAUGUCUUACCACCAAAUAGUGAAGUUCUGAGUCAAGCUAUUAGAAGAGGUCUGGUCAGUUCUCCUCCAAGCCACAUGAUUGGUGAUGAUCGCCAUAGUGUAUCAGCUCUCAGAUUAGAUGCCUGGGUAAGAGGUACAAGAAACAAUGGCUUGUUUGUGAGGCCACGGCUAUUCAUGCCUUAUUAUGAAGAAAGCAAGGCUCUCCUUGAAGAUCAUUUGGUGCCCGAUGUUGAUAUGUCACGAAUGAGAAGAAAUCGGUACAUUAGGGAUAUUCCUGACACUUUAUACAUGGUUGAAGAUAAACCUAGAUCUAGAGGAACAAAUGUCCCUGUUGAUGUACUUGCGGCAGCUAUUCCAGUACCAGACCCAGCUACUAUGACAGCAAUGCUCAAGAGAGAACAUAAACUAAGGCAAAGUGUGAGUGUUCAAAGAGCAGUUUCUUUGCCAUUAUCAUCACGACAUGAAAUCAAUCGUCAAGUUCGAUUAAGAGUAGUUCGAGAAUUCAACCUACCUGAUGCUGUUGCUGAUUUAUUAGAAAAUGCUGCGUGUUAUUCGAACACUGAAGAAGAAAUAGAUAUUGUUAUGGAAACUGAAUCUGAAAACAAUUUAAGCUGCAGUGUAGCUAGUGGUAUUGGUUGCCCUGUCAGACGAGUAACAUUACCACGUUCCCAUCGUGGGGAGUUGCCUGCUGUUGUUACAGAGGGUGACUCCUACAGAAUGCCAGGGGAGCAAGCUGGAAGUAGUUCUUGUAGUGAUGGACAUCUAUCAGACAUCAUGCCUGAUGUCGCUAUGGCUACUGCUACAUUUGGGCAAAUGCAACUGGCUGAGCAGACAGAAUUGGAAUUAGAUUUGGGUGAUGGCAAUAUUCACUCAGCACAGCUGGGCCAUUCCUCUCACUCUCAGCAGAUGGUGAUGCAGGUAUCUCAGAAUGUACACCAUCCUCUUGCACAUGGACUUGGCCCUACCCCUUCACACAGCCGACAUCGUUAUCACCGCUAUUUGGGAUGCCCGCCACCAGGGGUACCACCUCCUUAUUCUCAUCAUACAGGGCCCCCACGUUUUAUUUAAAAACGAUUGUACUGUGUUACAUAUUUCACCCAUCAUAUUUUGCAUGACAGUGUGCCGACAGUUUUGUCAAUGGAUGGGCAGGAGACAACAAUUCAUUCAUUUAGGAAGGCACAUUUAACCUUGUUGUGUGCACUGCCUGGGGUUCCUGUGAUAUAUGUAUGAUUUGUCAAAAUUCUGUAAAGGCUGUGCAACGCUACUAGCCAUAUGUUCAUAACAUCUCUAAUGUUUCAAGAUAUUAUACAUGCUACAUUUCAACCUCAUUUUGAAGGGUGAGCUUUUUGCUUCGUCAGUUUUGAAAGGGUCAAAAUCAUCCUUUGUUUUUACAGUAAGUGAAAGUUGUAAUGUGUUAAGUGGGAAAUGGUUAAUGUUGUAUUGAGCGCCCCCCCCCCCUUUUUUUUUGUUGUUGUUGCUGUUAAUAUUGUGAUACUUAAAUUUUCAGAUAUCUCAAGUUUCUUUGUUUCAUAAAAUGUAAGAUCUUACUUUAUUAUUUCAUUAUGCAAUGUGGUCUUGUGUUAUUUAUUUUUUGUUUAUAGCAAUGAAAGGAUAUUUAUGAAGAAAACCUUGCAUAAUGUAGAUUGUUUUUUAAAAGUUAGGUAGUUAUUUUCUUCUAUUGUUUUAUUUGGUAUUUAAGUUCGUGUAUGACCUUAUUUGUUAGCCUUAGUGUUUUUUGGUGAAAAGGUUUUGCCUACAGAAUCUCAUCAAAUUGUUUUACAAUUUUAAAAUUUGGAUCUAAAAGAGUUACUUCUGUGUAUAUGAUGUUAUGCACAGGCUUUACAUACAUGGGAUAUAUUAUACAGCCCUCCUCUACAUUUUAAUUCUUGCUAAGGCAGAAGUAAUUAUUUAGAAAGUUCAAAUUUAACCAGUAAUACAAUGUUUACGACAGGGCAUUAUUACCUAGUCUUGUGGCCACCAUGUGCUCUAUUACUAGUGGUUUCCUGUGGACUGUAGAUUCACCAUGUAUACCACAUUCAACAGUACAUGAUUGUUCCUGACAGUAAAUGGCGGUGUGGCGGUACUGUGUGUCAGGCCCAUUUCACAACAGUUUGCAGGUUUGCCUACUCGCUCCUCCAGUGGCACCAUGGCCCCUAAGGUAUGCAAACCAGCAACACUGUUGUGUCAUAGGCUUGACACACGGUACUACAUAGAAAUAUGCCAAAUGACCAAUAUACUGGUAACUCCCAUGCACUGUCACUGUCACCUUAGUGAUUUUUUCCCAUCAUUAACAGAGUGCUGCUUUGGUGUGUAUGAUGGUCACAUAGUCGUAAACGUGUCAAAACAAAAGUCUUUUAGAGGUUGAACAGUAUAUUGUCCCUAGCAUCCUUUUUUUUAAAAAUGCAAAUUUUAGUGUGCUGCUAGAUGUUUGAAUUUGAGUUUUUGUAAGACUGAUUUUGUCUCCAUGGUGGAAAGUAUUUACCUAGUUUUGCUCACUGUUCAAGUUAAGUGCUUAUCUGUAUCUUCUUUUCAUACCAUAAAUGCCAUAAAUUGGACAAAGUGGCUUCCAUUAAAUUGUAUUCUACGUGAUAGAGUUUCUCAUGUACAAAUUUUUUGGUUGCUCCAAUCAGCUGAAAAAGAAGCAUACCUAUUUAUUUAUUUUUUGUGUUGGAGGAGUCAUGGAAAAUAAAAUCAACAUUGUAUUAGGGCCAGAGUAUGUGUGCUGCUGCUACUUUCUUGUGACCAAACUUAAAUGUAAAUUUUAAAAAAAGAGGAGUACAUUAAAUUGUAGAUAUUGUGUACAUUGAAGAUUUAUAUUAUACCGUAUGAAAAUUAUUGUAUGUACCCAUCUUGCCAAAGGAUCAGGAGAGCUGGAUGAGAAUGUGUUCAUCAGUUUUAUUUGGCAGAAAAUGUGACAUCGUUUUUGGUAAAUAGAAUAAAGUUUUAUUCCUAUUAAUACAUACCUAUAUUUAAAUAUACAAGCAUAUUGAUAAAUAAAUCUAUAAAGAUAUAUAUGAUCUAGAAUAGACUGUUAAGGUCAUAACUGUUCAUGCCAAGGCCAUCAUUUGAGGUUCAGAUUUCUCAUUAAGAAAGGGAAGGAGACGUGUGCUCCGAACUACUGGCUUUUAUUUUUUUGGAAGUCUGAAAUCCCAGUAAUUUUAGGUUUUGUAGUAAUUGGUUUCUUUCUGAUUGAGUUUCUUAUCAGUAACUACAUGCUUUGCAUUACUUGGCUCUUCUUUCUCACUUUUCCUGAUAGCAUAUUGAUGAAUUGUACUCACAAAUUCAGUUUCAGUGUCUUCGAUUGUAGCAUACCUAUUUCUCAUUAUGUUGAGCUAUUCUCAAUGAACUUGAAACAUAUACAUUUGUACUGUUGAUUUUACAAAGAUUCUAAUAAUGUCAUUUCGAAUGGGCUUUGUCUUCUUGAUAUCAAUUUUUUUUUUCUGUAUCUACAUGUAUUUAUUUUAAUACUGGAUUUAAAUUAAUUUUCUGGAAACUUCAUGUAUUAUGCCAUUUUUCUCAGGUAAUUGCCAUUUCAGUGGGGAUUGCAUGUACCUAGUUUGCCUAGCAUUAUUUCCUGUAAUUUUGACUUUUCAUGGACAUACUUGACAAGUGUAUGGUAGUUUUUGCUCAUCAGGAAGCAGAAAUGUGCCCAUGAAGGUGUUGUCUUGCAUCAUACCAUGAUAUGUGCACUUUGUAAAGUUGUGAUAUUUUUUCCUUUUGAAAGAAAAAAAAGUCAUGUAUUUUUCUCUUAUCCUUUCACCGUAUUGAUCAGGGAAAUCAGUCUGAUACUGUUCUACUUGUGGUAUAUAAGUGAAAGUUAAUAGCCUGGUAGGGUGUCUUACUAUUAUUAAAAAAAAAAAGAAGAAAUAAGGGUGUUCUAUAAUGUAAGUUGUACCCCACAAAAGAUUCUUAUCUUGCAUGUGUGAGUUUUAGUUGUGAUUAUUUUCUCAACCACUAUUCCCACCCUCCCAGAAGUUAAGUCCAGUACUCACCUUAUUAACUGUCUCUGUUAAUGGAAUCAGUAGUGAUUGUUUGCUAUGUCGUAAACAUUUGCAUUCCGCAGUGAAGUGAAGCUGAUGAAGAUCUAACAAAAACAGGAAUUAUUUCAGUGUAGAGGUUUUUAUUUAGACAAGUUCAUUUAAAAGCCCGAUGGUCUUCUAAAAUAGCUUUCCACAGGCAAUUUUAGAUAAAUGUUUUGUUUCAAUUGUGGUACUGUAUCUGCAAGGUUUAAUAAAUUGACAUCUGUCUUCUGA